AUGACAGUAUAUUGCAUCCACUGUCAUUUGGCAUUUCACGUGGCCGAUCUGCAACCCAACUUCACAAUUUUGGUACAAAUCUGUCUGCUUGCCUGGCAUCGGGGACAGAAUCGGAUGCAAAAACCGAAGGAUGAGCAAAUGUGGAAUAAUAAAUUUAGGCGUGUUUACAAGCCUCCGGUAGGUGGCAAAUUUAGUGACGCCGCAGGCAGCGGCAUUUCUCUCGAUUCCAUGUUGGAGGAGUCGAGACACAGCAGCUCCGUGACCUUAAAAGAGGUGGAAUCUACCAAUCGUACACUGGUUGGUUGCUCGCGCUUCAUUAAGAGUGACACAAUGAAGUUGGAGCCUUUAAAGUCGAAGAAACAAGAAGGGGCGGCUGCUAAUGCUGCCAAAACAGGUCAUCAGCUCAUUGUCGAUGGUCUUCCGCCCAAAUCAAAAGAAAAUGACAUUCGCAGCCUCUUUGGUCGAUUUGGUACCGUUACACAAGUGAGGGUGGAUGCAAAUAUGCUCAGAGCCUCCGUCAAUUCCUCCACUGCAGAGGCUCUCCAAAUGGCAAUGGCGGCGGCCCCUCCCCGCUUCAAGGGUGUGAAUCUUCGCGUCACCUUGCCUGAUGAGCAUAAACGGAUUUCUCCUUCCCUUAAAACUGAUGCCAAAGACGAAGUACCCACGCAAGUUGCAGGUUCUAAAUUCAAACUGAACGUGGACAAUUCGUCUCAUUUACGGCUGCAGAGUUCAAAUGUAUCAUUUACCAAAACGAAUAAAGGCGAAAGUUCGGAGAAAUAA
Molecule: messenger RNA, 780 nt
Organism: Echinococcus granulosus
Lineage: Eukaryota; Metazoa; Platyhelminthes; Cestoda; Cyclophyllidea; Taeniidae
Exons: 4
Coding region: 1-780 (259 amino acids)
Molecular function (GO): RNA binding
Source: RefSeq, a predicted model, not a curated record